Molecule: messenger RNA, 3249 nt
Organism: Olea europaea var. sylvestris
Lineage: Eukaryota; Viridiplantae; Streptophyta; Magnoliopsida; Lamiales; Oleaceae
Product: protein PAT1 homolog 1-like
Exons: 5
Coding region: 395-2833 (812 amino acids)
Biological process (GO): P-body assembly; deadenylation-dependent decapping of nuclear-transcribed mRNA
Cellular component (GO): P-body
Molecular function (GO): RNA binding
Source: RefSeq, a predicted model, not a curated record
ACAUAAGCUUUUCACAAUUCCGAUUUCUCUCUACGUAAAAAAGGGAGAUUUCGUGAAUUAAAGUUGGUACAAAAAAAUAAAAAUAAAAAUGACAAAAUUUUACUCUAUUUAGCAAAUAUUUUUUUCUGUCCAUUUAACCGUAUAGAUAUAUCACGUCAGAAAUCCUAGAAUUUGUUCGCGCUCUCUUGCACCUUCUUAGAUUAUCGCGACAGUUUGGCCCCUUCAUAUUGAGCCGCGGUUUCUAGGGUUUUAGAUUUAGGUCCUUAAUCCCUUUUUCUGCAAUUUGCGGUGGCAUUAAUAUUUUGGAUUUUUGUUAAAGAAAAUAUUUUGAUUUUUGUUAGUUUCGCAGGCAAGAAUAUUAUCUGAGUUUUGUGUUUAAGUAGAGGAAAUUAAGAUGGAUGGAUUUGGAGGUGGGGGCGGUAUUGAAGAGUCCUCAAAUCCUCAGAAUCUUAAACUGUUUGGUACAAAUGCUACAGGAGAUGCGAAAUUUGAUGCGUCACAGUAUGCAUUCUUCGAUAACGAUGUAGUCGAGGAAGUCGAGCUAGGGGGAUUAGAAGAUGAAGAGGGUGAUCUCCCUCCGGCUGGACUUGAUGAUGAAGAGUUCCUUUUGGACAGAGAAGAGGGUGAAGCACUGGAUUCUUUGUCUGAAAUUGAUGAUCUAGCAUGCACAUUUUCACAGUUGAACAGAGGUGUUAGUGAGCCUGUUGGAGAUCAGAGAUCCAGAGGAAGUUCAUCUGCUGAGUGGGCGCAAGAGUCAGACUUUCCUAGGUGGUUUGAUCAGAGUGCCUUUGAUGCUGAAAGUGCUCGGGACAGUAAAGGAUUGUCAUCACAGCUAUAUUCCUCCCCUGCACAGCUUGUAGAAUCCAAGUCUUUAUACAGAGCUUCUUCAUACCCCGAAUCGCCACAGCAACACUCACAUCAAAACCAAGAGCAAAAGCUACGUCAGCACUACUCCAGCGAACGAAUUCUUAUUCCAAAAUCACCAUUCACUUCAUAUCCUCCACCUGGAGGAAGAUCCCAGCAAGCUUCACCAACCAUCUCAUCUAUCCACCCUAAUGUUCCAUAUGGCCCUGGUGGAUAUCAAUUGCCAAUUUCUUCUCUCAAACUUUCUCCUUUUGAUAACGUGCAGAUUCUUUCGAAUGCCUUAUCUAAUGGGUCCCAAUUUGGUGCAAAUUUUCCUCAGUCAACCCAAGGGAUCCUGGUUAAUAAUCAGCUUCAGAACCAAUUGCUGAACCCAAGUAGUUUACAUCCUGGAGAUCGUUCUAGCUUGCCGCACAAGCUGUUGCAACAACAGUUACCCCAUCCGCAUGGGUUAAUGCCUCCACAACCACCUUUGCAGCAGAACAGAAUGCAGCACCCAUUUCAGCCAUCCUAUGGCCAUUUAUCAGGGUUGCAGUCUCAACAUUUUAAUACCCUACAUCCUCCAUCACCACCCAUGAUGAACAACUACGACAUGCUUGGGUUGGCUGAAUUUAGAGAUCAGAGAACUAAGUCAAUGGUGAAAAAUAGGCAAGGGUUUAAUUAUCCUCAUCAUGGUUCUGAUUUUGGCAACCAGAGGAGUGAUCAUGGGUGGCCAAAGUUCAAAUCCAAAUAUAUGUCAACUGAUGAAAUUGAAAACAUUCUCAGGAUGCAGCUUGCUGCUACUCACAGUAAUGAUCCUUAUGUUGAUGACUACUACUAUCAAGCUUGUCUGGCAAAGAAAUCUGCUGGUGCAAAGUUGAAACAUCAUUUCUGCCCGACAAUUUUGAAGGAUAGUUCUUCCAGAGCUCAUGCUAACGAUGAGCCACACGCUUUUCUUCAGGUUGAUGCUCUUGGGAGGAUUUCUUUCUCUUCAAUACACAGGCCACGCCCACUUCUUGAAGUUGACUGUCCAAAUACAUCUGGCAGUGCUAGUGCUGAACAACAAGCAGUUGAAAAGCCUUUGGAUCAGGAGCCAAUGCUUGUAGCUAGGGUAACUAUUGAGGAUUGCAUUUGCUGCCUCCUUGAAGUUGACGAUAUUGACCGAUUCCUACAGUUUAAUCAGCUACAAGAUGGUGGGUCCCAGUUGAGACAUCGGAGACAGGUUCUGCUUGAAGGUUUAGCAUCAUCACUACAGCUUGUAGACCAUCUUGGCAAAAAUGGCCACACAGUGGAUUUGGCUCCUGAAGAUGAUCUGGUGUUCUUAAGGUUAAUUUCCCUUCCUAAGGGCCGGAAACUAAUAUCACGGUACCUUCAACUUCUUUCUCCUGGUGGUGAACUUGCUCGAGUAGUCUGCAUGACCAUCUUCCGUCAUUUGAGAUUCUUGUUUGGUGGACUUCCUUCUGAUCCUGGUGCCUCCGAAACAACAGUAGAACUCACUAGGACUGUGUCAUCUUGUGUUCGAGGUAUGGAGCUUAAAGCUCUUGCUGCAUGCCUUGCAUCAGUGGUUUGUUCAGCAGAGCAUCCGCCUCUACGUCCAGUUGGAAGUGCAGCUGGAGAUGGAGCUUCUGUUUUACUUAAAUCUGUUCUUGAGAGGGCAACUCAGCUUCUGAUGGAUCCUAAUGCUUCUGGCAGCUGCAGUAUGACUAACAGGAUGUUUUGGCAGGCCUCUUUUGAUGCAUUCUUUGGCCUUCUCACAAAGCACUGCUUUAAUAAAUAUGACUUUGUUAUGCAAUCUUUCCUCACACAGGCCUCCCCAGCUGUUAUUGGGUCUGAUGCAGCCACAGCAAUCAGUAAAGAAAUGCCUGUUGAACUCUUAAGUGCGAGUCUUCCCCACACAAGUGAGCAGCAAAAGAAACUGCUCUUGGAAUUUGCACAGCGGUCCAUGCCCAUGCUGGGUCUUAGUAGCCAGGGUGGAGAAAGUGGUGGCUCGUGAUUGUCUACUAUGGUCUUAUUGACAUGGAUUCACAAAAUAGAUUUGCCUUGGCAACUAUUUAGGGUGUCAGUAUUCUUGUCAUGCUGACAUUGGUGCUUUAUUGGAAGAUGUUUGUCAGCGCGUGAAUGAAGCCUGAUUACAUGAAAGAUACCGGUUUUUGCUAUAAAAGUAAAACUAAUCCUCUUAAGACACAUUGACUGUGUAUGUUUGUUAAAGUGUAAUUGUGUGUGUUUCACUUUCUUUGACGGGAGCUUAUUUUAAUGCUCUGUUGUGCAAUACUGGUAGGAGACUGUAGAGAGUACAAACGUACUGUUACAGAAAGCUUUCUGUUUCCCAUGUAGGCUUUUAUAUUUCGAUGGGGCUGGGAAGGAGUUUUUGUUUAAAUGCAUCGGAUGGACAUUGGGUUUUUAUUUUUC